Populus euphratica (Euphrates poplar) is the source of this 1067-nucleotide messenger RNA. RefSeq names its product mediator of RNA polymerase II transcription subunit 18-like. The transcript has 6 exons. Gene Ontology annotation, biological process: regulation of transcription by RNA polymerase II; termination of RNA polymerase II transcription. The coding region runs from base 126 to 776 and encodes 216 amino acids. The record is from RefSeq and is a predicted model, not a curated record. NCBI's taxonomy places the organism in Eukaryota, Viridiplantae, Streptophyta, Magnoliopsida, Malpighiales, Salicaceae. Gene Ontology annotation, cellular component: core mediator complex; mediator complex. Gene Ontology annotation, molecular function: transcription coregulator activity.
GCGAGAUAAAAACCCGAAACCACCCCUCUCUCUCAUCUUCAAAGAGGCUGCCCUUUAGCUUAGCUUUCAGCGCUAUGCUCCGCCCCGCAAGGAAAUGCUUUUGACAUGAAAUAAAGGGAGUAACGAUGGAGUGUGUGGUACAGGGAAUUAUAGAGACACAGCAUGUAGAGGCCCUUGAGAUUCUUCUUCAAGGUCUUUGUGGUGUUCAUAAAGAACACCUACGGGUCCAUGAAUUAUACCUUAAAAGUGGUCCAAACCUUGGGCAUGUGACUUCAGAGGUUCGCCUGUUGUGUAAUCUUGAGCAUCCUGAACCCUGGACGGUCAAGCAUGUUGGGGGUGCGCUGAGGGGUGCUGGUGCUGAGCAAAUCUCAGUUCUGGUUAGGAAUAUGGUUGAAAGCAAAGCAAGCAAGAAUGUGCUUCGAUUGUUUUAUGCACUUGGCUACAAAUUAGACCAUGAGUUGCUAAGAGUUGGAUCCGCCUUCCAUUUCAAAAGGGGUGCUUGGAUAACUGUCACAGUGUCUUCUAUUAAUAAGAUGCUAAAACUACAUGCCAUUGAUGAUACUGUGCCAGUAACCCUUGGUAUACAGGUGGUAGAAGUAACAGCUCCUGCAACGUCUGAAAAUUAUUCCGAAGUUGCUGCUGCAGUGUCGUCUUUCUGCGAAUAUCUUGCACCGCUUCUGCACUUGUCAAAACCAGGUGUUUCAACAGGGGUUGUUCCGACUGCCGCAGCCGCCGCUGCAUCUCUUAUGUCAGAUGGUGGAGGCACAACCUUGUAGCAAUGUUGUAGAGUUCCAUGACUGUGAGCAAAAGGCUUCUUUUGAACUGACGCAGCACAAACUUUCCACGCUCCAUGUAACAGACUCAUGCCUUUUGGUCCUGGACCCCUUUCUUUUCCUCUGUUGGAAAAUUCUCUUGCAAGGUUGAUGAAAAACUGAAGCAGCUGAGCUACAAUAACACUAGGGGUACUGUAAUUAUUUGUGUUCAUUUGCAGGAUUAUGAGUUAUGAGGUGGUGUUAUUGUAUAUACUAGCUUGUUAUCCGCUUGAUGUUGGGGCAGUUUUUUAAAUC